Molecule: messenger RNA, 837 nt
Organism: Enterobius vermicularis (human pinworm)
Lineage: Eukaryota; Metazoa; Nematoda; Chromadorea; Rhabditida; Oxyuridae
Source: the annotation of a GenBank genome assembly
AUGUACUUCUCACCACUCACCAAAACAUGCAGAAACACACUUCGCGCACAACAUGAAAACGAAGAGUUGGAGCCACCGCAAGUGGAUUUAUGCGAUCCCGGUUGGUCUAGACUCGAGAAUAAAUGUUACAAGGUACACCUUUGUGGAGGAUGUACCUGGACAGAAACUAACGAGUGUCCUCUAGCGUCUAUUCAUUCAGAUAAAGAAAACAUGUUUGUCACAGAUUUGGUGCGCCGGUCGGGAGUGGACUCGUGGAUCGGUGCCAUAAGAUUAACAUUUGGUAUCGAUGACAUCACCCUCACAUCUUAUUUCAACUGGGAUCGUGGAGAGCCUAGCUCCAAGCAUAACCUUGCAGCAUACUGCGUUGCUAUGAAAACAAAUGGGAAAUGGGCAUCUUAUCCGUGUCAUACAAGAAUGAGUAUCAUUUGCAAAUUUAGAACAAAGAACGUUGAAACUGCGAUCAGGCCUUUUACCAAAUACUGGAUUGGAAUUAACCGCAACUCAGUGAGAUGGAGUGACGAGACCCCCGUGGAUUAUCAAGCGUUCAGUAAAUACCAAGAUUUACCUGGCGACGUAAGAUUUUGCACAUACAUAAAAGCAGAUUUAAACCGAUACGCGCCGCCAAUAUGGAUGCAAAAACCUUGCAAGGAGACCUUACGGGCAAAAAUCUGCUCUCGGCCGGCACAGCAAAGGGUGGACCUGCCAGAACUUGAUUCUCAUUUCCCAAGAGCAAAACACCCGUCCAGAGACAAGUACUACAACAUAGGGGAAACGAGCUUAUCCUUAUCAAAGGUUUCAGAAAUCGAUGAGUUUAAACAUAGUGAAGAAAGGUACUAA